Messenger RNA from Chenopodium quinoa (quinoa), 696 nucleotides. RefSeq lists its product as uncharacterized. NCBI's taxonomy places the organism in Eukaryota, Viridiplantae, Streptophyta, Magnoliopsida, Caryophyllales, Amaranthaceae. The transcript has a single exon. The record is from RefSeq and is a predicted model, not a curated record. Bases 1 to 696 code for a protein of 231 amino acids.
AUGGCGGAAGAGUUAACUGAGAAGUGGUCUAGUCUAAAAAUAACAUAUGAGGAGGAAGAGAUUGCAGAAUUCGGCGAUUCCAGUUCGAAUACCCAGGAAAGCAAAAUGGCCUUUUCGAUUGUUGCAAAAUUGUUAACGGUGAGAUCGUAUAAUUUCGAGGCUCUUCAAAGAACCUUGAAACAAAUUUGGGCCUUGAAGCGUGAUGUAAUCUUUCGUAAAAUUGAAAAUAACUUAUUUAUCAUCCAAUUUUUCCAUUGGCGUGACAAGGAGAAGGUAUUGGAUGGUGCCCCUUGGAACUUUGAUAAUCAAUUGCUAUUGAUGGGAGAAAUACAUGGGGAUGAGCAACCUGACUCUAUUGAACUGAAAUUUUUCCCUUUUUGGGUGAGGCUAUACAAUCUCCCGCUGGACUGUCGCUCGAACAAUGAUAUUAAAACCGUGGCUGAGAAGAUUGGCAUAGUGUUGAAGGUUGAACAGGAUGAGUUGGGAUGGGAUGUUUCUCGAAGGGUUCGUGUUUUGGUUGACACAUCGAAACCUCUGCUCAGAAUACAGAAGAUUCGAAAUAAAAAGGGGAUUGUUACUGUUGUUCAAAUCAAAUACGAACGACUUUCUACAUUUUUCUUUGGCUGUGGAAUCUUGGGCCAUACAGAGAAAGACUGCCCGAAUACAGUAGAAGACGAAGAUGAGGAUGAGAAGUAA